Molecule: messenger RNA, 1428 nt
Organism: Penicillium macrosclerotiorum
Lineage: Eukaryota; Fungi; Ascomycota; Eurotiomycetes; Eurotiales; Aspergillaceae
Exons: 1
Coding region: 1-1428 (475 amino acids)
Biological process (GO): sphingolipid metabolic process
Molecular function (GO): glucosylceramidase activity
Source: RefSeq, a predicted model, not a curated record
AUGCACAUCACAGACAAGUUUCUUCUUGCAUUUGCUUUGGGGCACCUUGUAGAAGGAUCUCCACGACACCUUGAAUCAGCGACAGUGACGGUUGACACGAACACCAAGUAUCAAGAAGUUGAUGGAUUUGGCUGCUCGCAAGCUUUCCAACGUGCCGAAGAUGUAUUUGGUAAAUAUGGGUUGCCUGCAGUCAAUCAAACACUGGUGUUGAAUCUUCUUUUCGACAAGACUAUCGGAGCGGGUUUCACCAUCCUUAGAAAUGGUAUCGGCUCCAGCAAUUCAUCAGCAAGCAACUUUAUGAACUCAAUCGAGCCUUUCAGCCCUGGCUCCCCAUCGUCUAAGCCCAAAUAUGUAUGGGAUGAAUAUGAUAGUGCCCAAUUUCCAUUGGCUGAGAAUGCCUACGCGCGCGGGCUUUCGUCUCUAUACGCCAACGCCUGGAGUGCUCCGGGCUACAUGAAGACCAACCUCGACGAGAAUAAUGGUGGCUACCUCUGCGGUGUGACGGAUACCUCCUGUGCCUCAGGAAACUGGAUGCAGGCCUAUGCGAACUACCUUGUCCAGUACAUUCGGUUUUAUAGACAGUCCGGUGUUGAGGUGACCCAUCUGGGCUUCCUCAAUGAGCCCCAAUUGGCUCCUUCCUAUGCUGGUAUGCUAUCGAAUGGCACUCAAGCCGCAGACUUCAUCCGGGUCUUGUCUCGAACCAUCAAGAAGGCGGGGAUUGAUGUCAAGCUCACCUGCUGUGAUGGCAUGGGCUGGGAACUCCAGGCCGAAAUGAUGCCAGGGCUCCACGCUGGUCCUGAUCCGGCCAUCAACCAUCUGUCCGUUAUCACGGGGCAUGGCUACGACGGUGCCCCUUCAUUCGAACUUGACACCGAUUUGAAGGUCUGGGAGUCUGAGUGGGCUGAUUUGACCGGUCAAUUUACGCCCUACACCUUUUACGAGAAUGGUGCCGAAGGCGAAGGUUUGACGUGGGCUCGUCGCAUUCAAGUCGCCUUCACGGAUGCCAAUGUCAGCGCAUUCCUGUACUGGAUCGGUGCCGAAAACUCGACCACCAACAGUGGCCUGAUAAAUAUGAUUAACAAUGAGGUGAUUCCGUCCAAGAGAUUCUGGGCCUUUGCUCAGUUCAGCAAAUUCGUGCGGCCCGGUGCUCGGCGAGUCCUCUCUUCCAGUUCUCAACCAGACAUCACAACUAGUGCUUUCGUAAACACCGACGGCGUGGUGGCGGCUCAGUUGAUCAACAAUGGUACAUUGGCGUACGACUUUGAACUUCAAAUCCCGGGCCUCAAAAAGGGGACCCAUGUGCGGCCAUAUCUUACCGACAAUGAAAACGACCUGCUGUCUCUAUCUUCACUAGUUGUACAAAAGGGAGGGAAGGUUGCAGGGGCUAUUCCUGCUCGUUCCAUGCUCUCUUUAGUGUCUAACAACUAG